Messenger RNA from Trypanosoma rangeli, 978 nucleotides. RefSeq lists its product as uncharacterized. Bases 1 to 978 code for a protein of 325 amino acids. Lineage: Eukaryota; Euglenozoa; Kinetoplastea; Trypanosomatida; Trypanosomatidae. The transcript has a single exon. The record is from RefSeq and is a predicted model, not a curated record.
AUGCGGGCGGUUUCCGGUCGACUGCAAAGAAAGACGUCAAACGAGAAGGUGUGGAGGGCGGUGCCGCUGCCGCAGCUGUUUCACACCUCUCUUGAGACAGGCGACUGGGUGAAGGCGCUCCACGUGUAUCAGCGACACCCGUAUCACGCACCCCCCGUAGACACCUUUGACCUCUUGAAGGCCAUCAUGCAUGCGACGGGUGUACGGGUGGAUGACGUAAAGAGCCGAUUUAAUGAGAAGAUACGGCUGUCUGCCAUUUUACAGAAAAAAGCACCAGACGAGGUUGAGUGGAGUGUUUUCUGGGAGGCUUUGAACAAGGGUGACUCCAAAACGAUUAGUGCCGCUCUGAUGGGCGCCCGGCUUUCAAGCGUAACACAGCAGAUAGCCACAGCCGAGGCUUGUGCUGUGUUGUUGAAGGCAGCUGGAGAAGACUGGGAAACGAAGCUAGUGGACAAUUUUCCAUUCGCGACCGUGACGCGUUGUAAUCUCGUGCAUGUGGCGUUGUCUCAGCAGCGUUGGGACGUUGCGGUGGAGCUUCUUCGCAACGUGCGAGUCAAUCGUAGCGACGUAAUGACCUUGUGGCCGCUGAUUGAAGAGCUGGAUUGGGAAAAGGCGCUUCUUCUUAUCUCGGCGUGUCCAAAAAAUUCAGUGCCGUUCGAUCUUGCGCUGCGCCAUAUUCUUCGCGGCGGAUGUAGCCUGCAGCACCUCGCGGAGCAUUUGGAAAAUGCACGCGUUCUUGGUGAUGCGGACGUUGUGGCGCCGCUACUGGCGCAUGCGGUGGAAAUCGGUGAUUGGGACUUUGUUGCCAGAGGAAUGGACCACCUUGUUGACAUUGGACAGAUUGCGCAGCCGGCGCGCGAGGUGUUUGGACACAUGGGGAAUAUUCAUGGGAUGGAGAAGUUGUGCGCCCGCCUGGAGGAGCAUCGCAUUCCCCUCCAUCACGUCACAGUCGAAAGAUUGGAGAGCCUCCGGUUAUGA